This is a messenger RNA of Pseudonaja textilis, 2427 nucleotides long. NCBI's taxonomy places the organism in Eukaryota, Metazoa, Chordata, Lepidosauria, Squamata, Elapidae. The record is from RefSeq and is a predicted model, not a curated record.
UUUUUUUAAACAAGGCUUGGGUAAGUCGGGGGGGUGCGUGGGAAUUUCCCGGGUCUUGCUUGAAAUGGUAUCUCCCACCCUGCAGGUUUUGCCAAGUGGGCUCCUGAGCAUGGGCAGAGUGUCAGAGACCCGCGGGAAUGAAGGCUUCUUUCUUUGGGGAUUGCUUAAAGCACUAUUAUGGGAUGGAAUCCUGGUCUUGGGAAAUAGAUCAAUCCUAGUUUGACGUCUCAGUGCAGCUGGAGUAAAUAAAUGCAGGUUUAUUCUGGGAAGGGUGCGAUCCACAGUGUAAGGGUCUGAUUUGAUUUAUUAAUGUAAUCAAUUAAAGUGAUCGAAGCCAGUCAAUUUAAUUCCAUUUUAAUUUUACAGGUCAGAGAGUGCUCUGUUAGAUACCUUAGUACUUCCAAAGCGAGGAAAAUAAUCAUAAAUAAAGUAGAAAUGACCAGCCAGAACAAAACAAUCUUCCAAAGUAACUGCAGGUAACGCAGCUUCCAAAACUCUGCCGAAGCGACAUUUAGAACUGGCAGCUUCCAAGGGCCGCUCGCUCCUGCGCUGGGAUCUUUGGCUCUGCAGGAACGUUGUGCACGCCAGACAGCCCAGACGGUGUCUUCAAACGAUGGCGACCCAGGUGGAUGGGGAAACUUCCCGAAACAAAGGGGGCACCCCUCAACCUGCAGCCGUGACCGCUGGCAUCAUCAUCAUAGGAGAUGAGAUCUUGAAGGGGUACACGCAAGACACCAAUUCUGUUUUCAUGUGCCGGAAACUCCGCUCGCUGGGGGUGAAGGUGGCCAAGAUUUCCGUGCUGCCUGACGAGGUGGAGGCCAUCGCCACUGAGGUCAAGUCUUUCGCCGACAGGUUCACUUACGUCUUGACGUCAGGCGGCAUCGGCCCCACGCACGAUGACGUCACCUUUGAAGCGGUCGCAAAAGCCUUCGGCGAGAAAAUCCAUCCCCAUCCAGAGAUGGUGAAUCUCGUCCAGAAAUUUUUCGGCCUGCAGUCCAAGCCCGAAAGCCCGAAGAUGAAGCUGGCUUGCGUCCCCGAAUCCUCUCUCCUCAAUUACGGAGUGGACGAGAAGACAGGGCGUCGUUUCCCGUAUCCGCUGAUCAGCGUCCGGAACGUCUACAUUUUCCCCGGGAUCCCCUCGUUGAUGAAACGAGCCCUGGACGGUCUCGGGCAUCUCUUCCGAAACGAGAAGACCCAGUUUUACACCCGGGAGAUCUACGUGAACGUUGAGGAAACUCAGAUCGCCUCGGUGCUGAACGACGCCAACGCCAAAUUCUGGCCACGCACCAACCUGGGCUCGUAUCCGGAUUGGGUCAGCAACUACCACCGAGUGAAGCUCAUCCUGGACUCGGACUCCGAGGCUGACCUGGAUGAGGCGCACGCUUUCCUGAUGGAGCACUUGCCCCAAGGGGUCGUGGUGCCUUUGGUAGCCAAUCCCAUUUCCCGGGCCGCUACGGAUGUCUACGGGUUGGCUGAGUCCGGUUCUCCUCUUGGCCAGAAGGUGGCGGCAUCGCUCAGGACCGUGGAGGAAGGCUUGGAGAACUACAGCCUGUCCAAAAUCUGCGUGGGGUUUAACGGCGGGAAGGACUGCACCGCGUUGCUACACCUUUCUUACGCCGCCGUGCAGAGGCGAUAUCCAGAAAAGUUGGACCAGCUCCAGGCUCUCUACAUCCGUACGGUCCUUCCCUUCCCGGAAAUGGAAGAAUUUAUUCAAGAUACGGCUCGGAGGUACAACCUUCGCAUUCGGUUGGUCCACGGGAACAUUAAGGAAGCUUUGGGGAUCCUGAAAAGUCAGCAGCCCGAUCUGGAGGCCGUGUUGAUGGGCACUCGACGGACAGAUCCAUAUUCCUGCGCCCUGAAGCCCUUCUCUAUGACGGACCCCGAAUGGCCACAGUACAUGCGAGUCAGCCCCCUGCUGGACUGGACGUACCACGAUAUAUGGAGUUUCCUUCGCAGCCUUUAUAUCCCUUACUGCAUUCUGUACGACAAGGGUUACACCUCGCUGGGAAGCAUGACCGACACGCAAAAAAACCAAGCGUUGCGUUACACAAACGCACAAGGCCAGGAGUCCUACCGGCCGGCUUAUGAGUUGGAAGACGAAAAAGAAGAACGCAUCUGGCGCUGUUGAACCACGCACACCGCGCCUGUAGCCAGCAAUGUUGGUUUAAGCAACACACACACACACACACACACACACACAUAUACCCGGGAGGGGAAGCGGGGGUUGCGGAGGAAGUAACUUUCCAAAGUAGGUUUAUCAACAUCGUAAAACGGAACACAUGAGUUGAGAUUGGAUUGGUCUGGCCCUGUGGGCAUCUUUCGAACUGAUCUUACGCCACAAAUAGACCGUUUUCUGUGUUGGAAUAAAAAAUAGGGGAGUUUUUUUUUCUCCCACCCAAUUCUCACCGGCGUUCCUUGUCCUCAUUC